AUGUCUACUCCAAGUCUGACGAAUGCCCAGCAAGUCAGAGACUUUGUCGAGACGAAACACGACAAGCCAUAUGAUGCUAUUGACCCGAAGAAUGCAGAACUGCCAGAGGGCUUUGUCGUAUGCAUCAUCGGCGCUGGAGGAGCUGCGGGAUCAGGGCUCGCAAGGUCUUUUGCCAAGGCUGGCGCCUCGGGCUUGAUUCUCGCCGCGCGAUCGCAAAAGACACUGGAGGCAACAGCCAAGGAGGUUGGUGAUAUCAAUGCAUCGGUCAAGGUUGCCUCUGCUGCGUGCGACAUCACUUCCAACGAGAGCGUCGUCAACAUUGCUUCAACUGUCAAGAGCCAGUUCAACGGGAGACUAGACGCCGUAUUUGUCAACUGUGGGUUCUCAGGUCCUCUCUCAAAGGCUACAGUUCUUGAAGAAGACUUUGAGGACGUUCAAAAGGCCUUCGCUACACACUGCUUGGGUACAUGGCUUGCCGCACAUCAUCUUUUACCCUUCCUCUUAGUGAGCAGGGGCAGUUUUGUUGUCAUCAGCUCCAUCUCAGCUCAAAGUCUCACCGGAUUCGGCACAACAUCUCACUAUUGCACCAGCAAGCUUGCCCAAGCUCGUAUGGUCGAGAUGUUACAUGCACAAUACGCCCACAAGGGCAUUUUUGUUGCUAGUGUACACCCCGGUGGAAUGCAGAGCGAGUUUUCACGGGCGGCAUCGAAUGAUAUUCAACACCUCCUAAAUGAUAGCCCGGAUCUUGUAGGGGCCUUUUCGGUAUGGCUCCUGAAAUCACUUGACUUGGAAAAGCGUAGACAGGCCCUGAAUGGACGAUGGGUAUCUUGUAAAUGGGAUGUCAAAGAGUUGGAGGGGAAAUUCCAACAAAUUCAGCAACGGGAUCUGCUCAAAUUUAGAAUGGCUGUAGAUUGA
Molecule: messenger RNA, 915 nt
Organism: Fusarium odoratissimum NRRL 54006
Lineage: Eukaryota; Fungi; Ascomycota; Sordariomycetes; Hypocreales; Nectriaceae
Exons: 2
Coding region: 1-915 (304 amino acids)
Source: RefSeq, a predicted model, not a curated record